Messenger RNA from Cherax quadricarinatus, 714 nucleotides. The record is from RefSeq and is a predicted model, not a curated record. Lineage: Eukaryota; Metazoa; Arthropoda; Malacostraca; Decapoda; Parastacidae.
AUGGCAGCUGAGGUCAUCAGUCCCGACAAGCUCCUGGAGAAGAGCUCCAUGGAGUUGAGAGGUGUUCAGACCUACCCUGGAGAAGAGCUCAAUGGAGCUGAGGUGGUGCGGCGGCGUGUGGUGAGGUCAAGACUGGUGAGGUCACUGCUGGCGGUGCUCGGUGGUCCUCAAGCCUUCAAGGUCGUCUUGGUGACCCGACUCACACCAAUACCCUUUGGUCUGCAGAAUGCUGUCUUUGCUGGUAAUCUAUCAGGGAAGGGAAGAUACAUGAUGUGGACGGUACUUGGUCUGCUGCCCACCCAGGUACUGAACUGUUACCUGGGUACCACUGUCAGGAACCUGGACGACGUUGUCAGCCAGUCAGCCUCCGCCAGUGUUACCGGUUGGGGGGUGUUUGCUGUCCAGAUCGCUAUCAGCAUUGGUCUGAUGACGUGGGUGGUUAGACGUGCCAAGACCGAACUACACAAGACCGUGAAUGCCCAGCUGUCAGACACCCAGCCCACCUUGGCCUCGCCCACCCACACUUCCACGCCCACCAGCUCACCCACCACGCCCACUCACACCACCAGUGUGACGUCCAACGACAACCUUCAAGUUGCAGGUUGGAGCUCUAGUCUGGGUAUAAUGAAGAUACCUACCCGCCAUGGUCGUGGUGGAGCUCUAGCUCUGGGUACUAAUGAGAUACAUCCCGUUAUGGUCGUGGUGGAGCUCUAG